AUGGAUAGCAUAUUUGUGGUUAAAAAUAAUUCGGUCGCACAUAAGUUGGUGGUUCCCAGAAAGGAGAAGCGGCUUCCAACAAUCGUAUGGAGUUGUUGUUUUUUUAACGAUAACAUUCUGGCCAGUGGGGAUUCUCGUGGCGUUGUAUCAUUCUGGAACUUCCAUAAUGGAGCACUAGUAUCGAAUUUGGAAACCCAUCAGUCCGAAAUACUCUGCUUGGUUCUAUGUGAAGAUCGUAUACAUGCAGCUGGUGUUGAUCCGAGAAUAAUAAGCAUCAAGCACAUAGCAGGAAAUGAUUUCCGUGUUGUACAACAGCGUAAUGGUCCGAUAAGAGAUGUCCGAGCAAUGGCGUCUUUUGAUGGAAAGGUGCAUAGCUCAA
Messenger RNA from Cooperia oncophora, 379 nucleotides. The record is from the annotation of a GenBank genome assembly. NCBI's taxonomy places the organism in Eukaryota, Metazoa, Nematoda, Chromadorea, Rhabditida, Trichostrongylidae.